CUUUCUCAUCACGUUUUCUCUCGCUUGAUCCGUUUUACAGUCGAGCUCCUGCAGAUGUUCGAGUUCAAUGUGACGGCCACCUUCCCUGCGGCGCCCCUGCUCACCGUCAUCCUCGCCCUCGUCGGCAUGGAGGCCAUCAUGUCCGAAUUCUUCAACGACACGCAGACCGCCUUCUACAUCAUCCUGAUCGUGUGGACCGCCGACCAGUACGACGCCAUCUGCAGUCACACCAUGAUCACCAAGCGGCACUGGUUGAGGUGAGCUGAACGAUAAUAGGGUGACCACAACCACAACCACCGUAGCAAUAACGCUUUGGUCCGCUCAGGAAGUGGAGGUCGCCCAGAGGUCGUCCAGGUCUUUUGAUAGAGGAAGACGUGAUUGUGAUGGACUGAGCUAACUGCGUCAGCAGAC
Frankliniella occidentalis (western flower thrips) is the source of this 411-nucleotide messenger RNA. Its product is annotated as membralin-like. The record is from RefSeq and is a predicted model, not a curated record. The transcript has 2 exons. Lineage: Eukaryota; Metazoa; Arthropoda; Insecta; Thysanoptera; Thripidae. Bases 55 to 261 code for a protein of 68 amino acids. Gene Ontology annotation, biological process: response to endoplasmic reticulum stress; positive regulation of ERAD pathway. Gene Ontology annotation, cellular component: endoplasmic reticulum.